GGCAAUUUAUCGUCAAAUCUCUCUGGUAGUUCUGGCAGUGAAGAAGCAGCGCGAGUGAGAGCGAGCAAGCAAUACUGGGAAUAUUUUUGCGCAAAAACUGAGUUUAUCAAUAAAUUGUUGUUAACAAUAGCAGUUUUUGAGCCGAGCGCGUGUGUAAGAAUAGCCUAAAGGCAAAUUCAAUGAAGUGGCCAUCGAGUGGCGCCGCCGCCGCCUGAUCAACGUGAGUGUCAGAGAGUGGCUCUCGUUGUGAAGAAAAAAGAACGUAAGCAGCAAAGAAGACAGAGCAGCAGCAACGAUAACAACAGGCCUAGUGUGCUGCCAACUUGUCGAGCUGCCACCCUCUCCCCUUCUGCAACCUUUGGCAGUACAUAGUAUUAAUGCUUCUGUAUUCUAUUGAGCAUUAUUUAAAAAAUGAAGUACCAAAAGCUGCUGAGUGUAUAUAUGCUGUGAGCGAAUCUAUUUUCUGUGACGUGACGUGCGGAAUAGUGAACAUUUUUUCAACAAGUUGCCAGCACAGCGUGCAACGCGCGCACACACACACACACACACACACACAAACAACUUAUAUACAGAGCCCCCCAAAGAGAGGGAGAGCAGCAACAACAAGCGUAUUUAGUGAUGUCAUCAGAAAUCGCUGUUCCGCUUAAAACGACUUCAAGCUGGCCAAAUUGAAACGGAAACGGAAGCCAAACUGAAGCACUUGUCGGAGAGCGUAACGGUGCUGCUGAAAAUCGCUAAAAUGGACAACAGCAUCGUCGUCGAGGAGAACGGCAAUUCGGCGUCCAGCGGCAGCCUGGACCUCAUCACAGCCGCGGCGCAGGCAGCGGCCGCGCAGCAGCAGUCACAGAACCCACAGAGUACAACAGCGUCAGCGGGCAACACAAAUAAUUCCGCUGGAACGGGCACCGUUCUGACCACGACGGCCAACUGCAAUUUACAAUACCCGAUGCAGCCGCUGGCGCAGCACGGCCUGCAGGUACAAUCCGUGAUACAGGCGAAUCCAUCGGGUGUCAUACAGACAGCUGCCGGCACGCAGCAGCAUCAGGCGCUAGCCGCCGCCGCCACCGCCACAGCGAUGCACAAGGGAGUGGGGGUUGUGUUUGUGGCCAAGCCAGCCAACUCUACGGUGAUCCACACGACAGCAAGCAAUGCAGUGCAAGUGCGUAACAAAAUCCCUCCAACUUUUCCAUGUAAGAUCAAACCCGAACCGAACAGCCAGCACCAGGAGGACAGCGACGAGAGUUUGUCAGACGACGACUCGCAGCACCAUCGGAGCGAGCUGACACGGAGGCCAUCGUACAAUAAGAUCUUCACCGAGAUCAGUGGACCUGAUAUGAGCGGCUCCUCGCUGCAUUUGGGGUCCGAUGGGGUGCUCGGCUCUCAGCUGGCGGCAGGCGGAGCGGGCGGCAACUCGACGAACAGUCCACUACUGCACAUGGCCCCGGAGCCAGCCUACUAUUUGUCCAAUCGGAUACCCUACAACACCAACAACAGCGGGAUAGCGGAGGAUCAGACGCGCAAGCGGGAGAUCAGACUGCAGAAGAACAGGGAGGCGGCAAGGGAGUGUCGGCGCAAGAAGAAGGAGUACAUCAAGUGCCUGGAGAAUCGCGUGGCGGUGCUAGAAAACCAAAACAAAGCGCUUAUAGAGGAGCUCAAGUCGCUGAAAGAGCUCUAUUGUCAGACCAAGAACGAUUGAAUGUGGCCUUGGCUGUGGCUGUGGUCAUGGCGAUGGCGAUGGCAGCGACGGCAGCAGCCGCGGUGGCAAUAUCGACGUUCGAAGACGAGUCCCAAUGGCGAUGGCAAUAGUCGGCCGCAUAUCAUGAUUUACAUACGUAUAGUAGAAUUCUAUAUGUAAUCGUACAUAUAUACUAUAUAGUGCAAUGAUCAUGUUCUUGUUAGGACAAGUACACUGUAGCGAACCGAACCGAACAGCCUGACAGAACAAACAGGCGAACGGCGACACCGACACGAGCAGGACACAAUGUAAUUAUGUUUAUAAUUUAAAUUUUAAUAUUCUUUUUAUGCUUUAGUUUACGCCUUAGUUUAUUUACUAUUUACCUAUCCAUGUCCCCUGUGCUUCUACAUCCUAUCUCCCAUAUGUAUAUAUGUAUGUAUAUAUUUACAUAUACAUGAAUAUCUUGUUCUUUAUUCUGUAAGCUGCCGUCAGGCGAUUGCCUUUCAUCGUCGUUGGUCAAUUUUGCCUUUUAUUCGUAUGCGUACGCAUUGGUGUUUCUUCGGAAAUCCCUAUUAUAAUGGUACUCCCUCCAUACGAUGCUAAUUCGUUUUCAGAUUCUGCAGAUCGAUUAGCUGUUUGAUGUUUUUUAAUGCAUUUUAGGCUUUAAGCGAAGAUACACCAGCGUCAUACUGUUUUUGAUAUUGCCUUAAAAAAAAAAUAGAUUAACCAAUUGAUAAACAGCAGAUCGGACCAAACAGUUGUUUCGGAUAUUCUUCAGACAAAAUUCCUUUCAGGAAGCGCCGCCCAUACGUCUCCUUCAGCAUUGGAAUUGCUCCAGUGGCGAAAACCCAUGCUCUUACGUGUGUCCAUGUGAAGCGCCCAAUUUUAAAUGAUGAAAAUAUAUUGGAAAUCCCAUCCAUGGCGGCAGCUUAUUGUACUUGCAAUUUUUUUUUCUUACUUAAUGCUAAAUACGACAAUUUGACUAGAAAAAGUGUUUAAAUUUUUUAGAGAAAUUAUGUAAACUGAUAUAAACCCCCAACACACACAACACAGGCAGAAAAAGAUAGGUAGAUAUUAAGAGAAAUAGUUCUUAGCAAAAUUGAGAACUUUCGUCUGUUUUUUUUUAUAUAUGUAUCUAUUACUAUAAAUGUGUGUGUGGAAAGAGAAAGAGCUGAGAAAUGUAACAUUAAAAUUAAGUUUUAACCGGUUUAAAAGAUCUGUAAAGUACAGGGCAGAUCGAUCAAUCAAACAGUCAGUCAGUCAACGUUAAUGAAUUAUUGAGAAUUUGUUGCAUACUUUUAAACCGCUUCCCGCCGCCUCGCCCACUAGCCUCCCUAGCCAAGGCGACACAUAGAAGGAUUUUCUCUGAAAAAAACCAAUUUAUAUAUAUAUAUAUAAACCAAAUUAUAUAUACGAAAUACGUAGUUAGCGAAUAUUUGUACACUAUUUGUAUUUGUGUAUCGCACUCGGAGAGGGUGGAACGGGUGGACGGCAGAGCGGUGUCCCAUUUCCGGAUCGAGGAAUACUAUA
This is a messenger RNA of Drosophila pseudoobscura, 3205 nucleotides long. RefSeq names its product Cyclic-AMP response element binding protein B (gene CrebB). Bases 740 to 1696 code for a protein of 318 amino acids. Lineage: Eukaryota; Metazoa; Arthropoda; Insecta; Diptera; Drosophilidae. Gene Ontology annotation, molecular function: protein binding; RNA polymerase II cis-regulatory region sequence-specific DNA binding; DNA-binding transcription factor activity, RNA polymerase II-specific. The record is from RefSeq and is a predicted model, not a curated record. Gene Ontology annotation, biological process: regulation of transcription by RNA polymerase II. The transcript has 6 exons. Gene Ontology annotation, cellular component: transcription regulator complex; nucleus.